Lactuca saligna is the source of this 393-nucleotide messenger RNA. Lineage: Eukaryota; Viridiplantae; Streptophyta; Magnoliopsida; Asterales; Asteraceae. The record is from the annotation of a GenBank genome assembly.
AUGAAAGACCUAGGGAGUUUACACGAGGACUCUCCACCGCCGUUGACUACUGUUCCUCAUGCUUAUCGGGUAUCUUCGCUUGAUAGCUCCUCCGCUCUAUUCCAUUGUUGCAUUCCAAUCGAAUGGUAUACAUAUCCACAAUAUUCUGUCGACUUCUGCCACCGGAAGCAAACCACCGGUCACGAAAACAUCUUCACCACCCCUUUAUCCAAUACAACAUCGGCUCCUCGAACCUCAUCCAUCUUGAAGCGCAAACAAGCGGCCUGCCACGCCUGUCUUCUAACUGGAAUUGCAGCGAUGGAUAGGGCUUCAUCACCUUCGGUGGCGAUGGUACACCUCAACCAGGGGAUGCGAAUGAUGUUCUCACUGCCAAGAAGAAGUAACACAAGGUAA